Messenger RNA from Drosophila melanogaster (fruit fly), 537 nucleotides. RefSeq lists its product as uncharacterized. The transcript is spliced from 4 exons. The coding region runs from base 1 to 537 and encodes 178 amino acids. NCBI's taxonomy places the organism in Eukaryota, Metazoa, Arthropoda, Insecta, Diptera, Drosophilidae. The record is from RefSeq and is marked reviewed.
AUGAUUUUUUCGGUUGGGUUUCUAGUGACCAUAUUUUUAAUCAGGAAGGUCCAUUCUCUAGUUGAAAUAACGAACUUUGAGUGUGAAUCAUUGGAUCGAAACUUUUCCGACUUCGAGUACUGUCGCCUUAAAUCUGUGAACCGGACGUACAAAUACAUUUCCCUUAAAGUCCAUCUCUUCCAAACUCCCGUGAAUCAAAUUAAGGUUAAUACGGCCAUUUAUAAGCGCUUGAAUGGCUAUAAGCCAUUUCUCUACAAUGUUACUGUAGAUGGCUGCAAAUUUAUAAAAAACCAAAACUCGAAUCCCGUUACUAAGUUCAUCUUCGGUGUUUUCAAAGACGCCACCAAUAUGAACCAUUCCUGCCCCUACGACCAUGACAUAAUUAUGGAAAAGCUAUCAGCGGAGAGCAUUAAUUUUCAAAUAACAAAAAUUCUCCCUUUUCCUGAGGGGAAAUAUAUGGUUAAAAUGAACUGGUUCGCCUAUGACAUUAACCGAGCUAUAAUUCGAUUAUAUAUUACACUCACAAAUAGUAUAUAA